Messenger RNA from Molossus molossus (Pallas's mastiff bat), 3174 nucleotides. RefSeq names its product glutamate ionotropic receptor AMPA type subunit 4 (gene GRIA4). The record is from RefSeq and is a predicted model, not a curated record. The transcript is spliced from 16 exons. Gene Ontology annotation, molecular function: AMPA glutamate receptor activity; transmitter-gated monoatomic ion channel activity involved in regulation of postsynaptic membrane potential. NCBI's taxonomy places the organism in Eukaryota, Metazoa, Chordata, Mammalia, Chiroptera, Molossidae. Gene Ontology annotation, biological process: modulation of chemical synaptic transmission; synaptic transmission, glutamatergic; monoatomic ion transport. The coding region runs from base 290 to 2998 and encodes 902 amino acids. Gene Ontology annotation, cellular component: AMPA glutamate receptor complex; dendritic spine; plasma membrane.
AGCCAGCAGACGCUCCACCACCAUCUUUUGCAUGUGCAACAUUUGCAGCCGGACGGAAAACCUCUCCCAGGGCUAUGGAGACUGCGGGAAAAAGCUGGCAGCUCGCGAUGGAUUGCUAAAAGGAAAGAAUCCGAAUCCGAAACCACCCAAACCUAUCUCCUUUUUUUAUUCUUUUUUUUUUUUUUGGUUGUUUUUUUAAUUUUAGCGCCAUCGUCUUCAAUGCCUCUCUGAACAGCCUUUAGGAAGAGUGCGAGAGAAAGAGCGCGCGCCUAAGAGAGGAGAAAAGAAGAUGAGGAUUAUUUGCAGACAGAUUGUCUUGUUAUUUUCUGGAUUUUGGGGACUCGCCAUGGGAGCCUUUCCAAGCAGCGUGCAAAUAGGUGGUCUCUUCAUCCGAAACACAGAUCAGGAAUACACUGCUUUUCGAUUAGCAAUUUUUCUUCAUAACACCAGCCCCAAUGCGUCCGAAGCACCUUUUAAUUUGGUACCUCACGUGGACAACAUUGAGACAGCCAACAGUUUUGCUGUAACAAAUGCUUUCUGUUCCCAGUAUUCUAGAGGAGUGUUUGCCAUUUUUGGACUCUAUGAUAAGAGGUCGGUACACACCUUGACCUCAUUCUGCAGCGCCUUACACAUCUCCCUCAUCACACCAAGUUUCCCUACUGAGGGGGAGAGCCAGUUUGUGUUGCAGCUAAGGCCUUCCUUACGAGGAGCACUGCUAAGUCUGCUGGAUCACUAUGAAUGGAACUGUUUUGUCUUCCUGUAUGACACAGACAGAGGAUAUUCAAUACUUCAAGCAAUUAUGGAAAAAGCAGGACAAAAUGGUUGGCAUGUCAGUGCUAUAUGUGUGGAAAAUUUUAAUGAUGUCAGCUAUCGACAACUUCUAGAAGAACUUGAUAGAAGACAAGAGAAGAAAUUUGUAAUAGACUGUGAGAUAGAGAGGCUUCAAAACAUAUUAGAACAGAUUGUGAGUGUUGGAAAGCAUGUUAAAGGCUACCAUUAUAUCAUCGCAAACUUGGGAUUCAAGGAUAUCUCUCUUGAGAGGUUUAUACAUGGUGGAGCCAACGUUACUGGAUUCCAGUUGGUAGAUUUUAAUACACCUAUGGUAACCAAACUAAUGGAUCGCUGGAAGAAACUAGAUCAGAGAGAGUAUCCAGGAUCUGAGACUCCUCCAAAGUACACAUCUGCUCUGACUUAUGAUGGAGUCCUGGUGAUGGCCGAAACUUUCCGAAGUCUUAGAAGGCAGAAAAUUGAUAUUUCAAGGAGAGGAAAUGCCGGGGAUUGUCUGGCCAACCCUGCUGCCCCAUGGGGCCAGGGAAUUGACAUGGAGAGGACACUCAAACAGGUUCGAAUUCAAGGACUGACAGGGAAUGUUCAGUUUGACCACUAUGGACGUAGGGUCAAUUACACAAUGGAUGUGUUUGAGUUAAAGAGCACAGGGCCUAGAAAGGUUGGUUACUGGAAUGAUAUGGAUAAAUUAGUCUUGAUUCAAGACGUACCCACUCUCGGCAAUGACACAGCAGCUAUUGAGAACAGAACAGUGGUUGUAACCACUAUCAUGGAAUCCCCAUAUGUUAUGUUCAAGAAAAAUCAUGAAAUGUUUGAAGGAAAUGACAAGUAUGAAGGAUACUGUGUAGAUUUGGCAUCUGAAAUUGCAAAACAUAUUGGUAUCAAGUAUAAAAUUGCCAUUGUCCCUGAUGGAAAAUACGGAGCAAGGGAUGCAGACACAAAAAUCUGGAAUGGGAUGGUAGGAGAGCUUGUUUAUGGGAAAGCAGAGAUUGCUAUUGCCCCUCUGACAAUCACUUUGGUCCGAGAGGAGGUCAUUGACUUCUCUAAGCCCUUCAUGAGUUUGGGCAUAUCUAUCAUGAUCAAAAAGCCUCAGAAAUCUAAACCAGGAGUGUUUUCCUUCUUGGAUCCUCUGGCCUAUGAGAUCUGGAUGUGCAUAGUCUUUGCCUACAUUGGUGUCAGCGUGGUCUUGUUCCUAGUCAGUAGGUUUAGUCCAUAUGAGUGGCACACAGAAGAGCCAGAGGACGGAAAGGAAGGACCCAGCGACCAGCCUCCCAAUGAGUUUGGCAUCUUUAACAGCCUCUGGUUUUCCCUGGGUGCUUUUAUGCAGCAAGGAUGUGACAUUUCACCCAGAUCCCUCUCAGGUCGAAUUGUUGGAGGUGUUUGGUGGUUCUUUACACUCAUCAUUAUAUCAUCUUAUACUGCUAACCUCGCUGCUUUCCUGACGGUUGAGCGAAUGGUCUCACCCAUAGAAAGUGCGGAAGAUCUGGCCAAACAAACAGAAAUUGCCUAUGGAACAUUGGAUUCAGGUUCAACAAAAGAAUUCUUCAGAAGAUCAAAAAUAGCUGUAUAUGAAAAGAUGUGGACCUACAUGCGGUCGGCAGAGCCGUCGGUGUUCACCAGGACUACCGCUGAGGGCGUAGCCCGUGUCCGCAAAUCCAAGGGCAAAUUCGCCUUCCUCCUGGAAUCCACUAUGAAUGAGUACAUUGAGCAGCGAAAGCCGUGUGACACGAUGAAAGUGGGAGGAAAUCUGGAUUCAAAAGGCUAUGGAGUAGCGACGCCCAAGGGUUCCUCAUUAAGAACUCCUGUAAACCUUGCCGUUUUGAAACUCAGUGAGGCAGGCGUCUUAGACAAGCUGAAAAACAAAUGGUGGUACGAUAAAGGUGAAUGUGGACCCAAGGACUCUGGAAGCAAGGACAAGACCAGUGCCUUGAGCCUGAGCAACGUAGCAGGCGUCUUCUACAUUCUGGUUGGCGGACUGGGCUUGGCAAUGCUGGUGGCUUUGAUAGAGUUCUGUUACAAGUCCAGGGCAGAAGCGAAGAGAAUGAAGCUGACCUUUUCUGAAGCCAUAAGAAACAAAGCCCGAUUAUCCAUCACUGGGAGUGUGGGUGAAAAUGGCCGCGUCUUGACGCCCGACUGCCCAAAGGCUGUCCACACUGGAACUGCAAUUAGACAAAGUUCAGGAUUGGCUGUCAUUGCAUCGGACCUACCAUGAAAACCAAAAAAAUAAUUGAGUGCCUUAAUUAAACUGUGUGGGUGACUGACGGGCACGCAGCCCUGGAGGACAGGCCCCACGCGGUCCUGGCCAACCCACCCUUCGGCUGAGAGGCCGGACAUCAGCGCAGCAACGUGUGCAUGAGCUCAGCUCGGAAACCCAAACUCAGAUUUUCU